Molecule: messenger RNA, 155 nt
Organism: Cetraspora pellucida
Lineage: Eukaryota; Fungi; Glomeromycota; Glomeromycetes; Diversisporales; Gigasporaceae
Source: the annotation of a GenBank genome assembly
AUGCCAGAUUACUUUCAACAUGGCUAAAACUGCUGUCAAGCAAAACUUUUUGGGCCAUUGUAGAAAGAGAUACUAUCGAAUCUGAACUCUAUAGUAAAAGAAACAUUUCAGUUACAGAUGCAUUAUCACAAACCCCACUUAAGACUAAAGGCUGA